UUCGAGUUACAAUCUCACACGAGUUCAUGCUGAUGGGGCUGCAAGGCGUCGUGGUCGCUGCUGCGGCAGUCGCGCGGUCGAUGCGGGUCCACGCGACGUACAGCCAUGUGGAACCAGUACGUCCAAGUGUCGAGCUGAUUGCCGUGGAGAGGAGUCUGCCGGCGGAUAUGCAAGCGACAACGUUGUGCACGAAAUACGUGGACUCGUGUGCCCAGAUUGUCGACGCCAUCGGGGAGCACGUGGCCUUUCUGGAAGCCCACGACCUCGACUUUUCUGUCGUCAAUUUCACGAUCCCUCAGCCAGACUCGAACGUGCUGUCGCUUGUCGUGGACGGCCGAUUGCAUUCCAUUCAAUUACAAUCGCGACAAGAUCCAUCGCUGGAGGUUGCACUGUUUUGCCGCGCGCAUGCGCUGUCGAUGGCCGACUGCCAUUCGAUCCACGUCCAAGCAAUGUGGAAAUCCAAGUUUACAUUUGCACCAGCCGCGGACAGCGACCUGACGUCGCCGCAUUUGUUUCGCACCAUGCGACCGCGCCAAUUGUGUCCACUGAACCAGCGACUGUAUCUAGAGAUCGACCGCAAUCUCUCUGACGUGUGCUUUUUCGUUGACACCCAAGUCGAGCCAGCGUACUGUGGCCGCCUCGAUCGAGAUGAGCCCAUGUUCAUGAAAGCCAACGUGAUGCCUCAACCUGGUCCCCACUUUGUCAUGGUAACCAACGGGUCCCAGCCCAUGCAUGCGAUCUUUUUCACGAUGGUGAAGCCGUCCGUGCAACUCGUUCGUCGCGGCACCUCCGUUGCCAUCGAAUUCGACGGCGUCGAUAUCCAAGACGACAGGAAUCGCGUGUGCCUCGUGACGACGUCAUCUGCAGAUUCGUACACACCCUUUGCCUGCUUCAACUCGACCUACUUGUCGAUGCACAUGACGCUGCCGCCUCUUCCACACGCCCGGACCAGUGUCGUGGCGUUGGUCGUGAACGAGUACAACAAGUGCAUCUGUCGGUCCAACGAGAUGCAUCUGCCACAGCGCGCCGACAAAACUCCUCCGAUGGUCCCUCCUUUCAUGUUUGCCUCGCCCAAACACCAUCCGAACGUCCCGCCGUCGCGCGAGUCCAUCUUGCAUGCGCUGUUUGACCAAGAAUAUGGCGUGUUUUCCCAAAACGGCGAGGACGGGGUCUUGCAAUUGCUCUUUCAGCUCGUCGCCCCGACAAACAAAAUCUUUGUAGAAUUUGGGGUCGAGGACGGCAUGGAGUGCAACACGCGGUACUUGCGCGAGGUGCACGGGUGGACGGGGCUCUCCAUGGACGGCAGCCACUCGGAUCCGUCGACAAACCUUCACCAGGCAUGGAUCACCCCGGGCAACAUUGUCGGUUUGUUCGAGCAGCACGAGAUUCCAUCGCACUUUGACUUGCUCUCGGUCGACAUCGACUUCAACGAUUACUACGUCCUUCAAGCCAUCCUCGAGCGGUACACGCCGUCCGUCAUCGUCGUCGAAGUCAACUCGCACUAUCGGUACCCCGACGACCGAGUUGCCACGUACGACCCCCAAGGAUGGGAUGGCGUGUCCAACUACUUUGGCGCGACACUUGCCGCGUUUGUCCGACUCUUGAACGGCUACACCCUUGUGUACUGCGAAUCCCACGGCGUGAAUUGUUUCUUUGUCAGGACCGACCUGUGGCCAGCAACGUGGAGAGAAGACCCUGCCACGAUCGACCGACCGCCCAACUUUUUUGGAAAGGGGUGGAGGUAUCCCCCGUCGCUCCAUGCCACGUGGGCCACGGGCGUUGUUUGAAUCCAUCGCAGACAUCCACCAUUGUUUUGAACAUGAAAACUCAGAGAAAUGGGGACAGUGCGGAACGUGUGGGGGAGCUACGAUCGUCCCCCUGGCUGGUCAAGACGUGUACCCAACACGCAUCGAGUGGAAAACGAAACCACUCGGUCCACCGUUGGAGUGCCAGACAAGGAAUGGAUGGCAAUGGCCGAUUGUUCAUUUUGAAAAGUGCAGCGCGUCACCGCAAGGUCUGCAUACCAAACCGAACGGCGCAGUGAGUUCCCUCGAGUUUUCGUUCAAGCAAGGAGGUGUCUGUCCUCUUUGACCACGGAAGUAGUUCCAUCGGAGUGUCGUGAUCGUACUCUGACAACUUGUGGCGUUGAUUUGAAGGACUGGUUGAAACCU
Molecule: messenger RNA, 2171 nt
Organism: Aphanomyces invadans
Lineage: Eukaryota; Oomycota; Saprolegniomycetes; Saprolegniales; Verrucalvaceae
Exons: 3
Coding region: 27-1787 (586 amino acids)
Source: RefSeq, a predicted model, not a curated record